This is a messenger RNA of Alnus glutinosa, 1982 nucleotides long. RefSeq names its product transcription factor MYB101. The transcript is spliced from 3 exons. Bases 165 to 1715 code for a protein of 516 amino acids. Lineage: Eukaryota; Viridiplantae; Streptophyta; Magnoliopsida; Fagales; Betulaceae. The record is from RefSeq and is a predicted model, not a curated record.
UUCUUUCUUUCUUUCUCUCUCUCUCUCUCUCUCACUCUCUCUCCAGCAUUUCUCUCUCACCUUGGGAGAGGAGAGAAGUCUUCCAAACCUACAAAAGAGAGGAAAGAAAGAGAGAAAGAAAAAAAGUUUGUAGCUAGCCAAGCGAAGCCAAGCCAGGCCAAAGGAUGAUCGGGAAAAGCGGGGAAGGAGCUGCACACAGCGAGGCUGCUGCUGAGGGGGCGAGAAGCGGCGCCGAGCCGAGCCGGGGGCUGAAGAAGGGGCCGUGGACGGCUGCGGAGGACUCCAUCCUGGUAGAGUACGUGAAGACGUAUGGGGAAGGGAACUGGAACGCGGUGCAGAAGAAUUGCGGGUUGAUGAGGUGUGGGAAGAGCUGUAGGUUGAGAUGGGCUAAUCAUUUGAGGCCUAAUCUCAAGAAAGGCACGUUUUCUCCCGAGGAGGAGAGGAUCAUCAUAGAGCUUCACGCUAAGCUCGGCAACAAAUGGGCUCGUAUGGCCUCUCAGUUACCUGGUCGAACUGACAAUGAAAUAAAGAACUACUGGAAUACUAGAAUGAAAAGACGCCAGAGAGCCGGCUUGCCUCUUUACCCUCACGAAGUCCAGCAAGAAGCUGCAGCUUUUCAUCUCCUUCUCCAACAACAGCAGCAGCAACAACAACAGCACCACCACCACCACCAAAAGCCGCCUAAUUCUUCCACUCCAGCUUCAUUCUCAGCUCUGCUCUCCUCGUCUCAGCCUCGUAAACUGAACCACAAUCCCUCGCUUUCCCUCUUCGAGCCAAUGAGUUUCUCUUCGGCUGCAAACCCUUUUCAGAAUUCUGGAUUUUACUCCAACCCCAGCAACCAAUUCAAGUUUUUCAGUGAAAACAACAACAACAGCAAUGCUGCCGGAUAUACUCUGCCUCUAUCGCCUGUUUCUCCUUUUGGGUCAUCGCCGUCGACUCUGUUUAAUCAGAACCUUGCAGCCCAAUCCCUCUCAGCUCCUCUGCUUGAAUUCAACUCUGAUAGUUUUGGUAGCAGUUACAAUGUCAGUAAUGCCAUGGUUGUGGGGCCUCCAUGCGAGCCAUUUGGUGUAGUCCAUGGACUGGAAACAGAGCUUCCUUCAAACCAAACGCCACCAUACUCAACAACUCAUGCUUCCUCCACUACCAGCGGUGAUGAGAAUCUGAUAGGGGCUUCAAGCAGUGCUAAUGACUAUGAAAUCGAGCCGCCAUUGACACACAGCAACAGUGGAUUGCUGGAUGCUCUCCUGGUGGAGUCUCAAACUCUGUCCGACAAGUCCAAGGGAAAAGAACUGUCGGCCGAUAAAGGGAAAAGCGUAGUGGUGGAUGCAUCUACGGAGGAGGAAGACGCAAUGCCUGUGGAUUCGGUUUUGAAGACUAGUGGUGAGACUAGCGCUGAGAACCACUGGGAUGAUUUGAGCUCUUCUCAGUCAUCAAUUGGGAUGAAACCAACUGAGGAUCCACUAGAAGAAAUGAAUUCCAUGGAUGAUGAUUUGUUGAGCCUACUCGACAACUUCCCAUCAGCUAUGCCAGCCCCCGAUUGGUACCGCGGAGGUCAUGAGAUAUCUAAUGGGCAAUCGCUGAGUGCGGCAAGCAACAAUGCGAGACUUAAUGCUCAACAGAAUGCCUCACCUGACCCGGUUGCAACCGCUUCUACCCCGGAGCUUGAAUGGGGCCUAAGCUCUUGUUACUGGAAAAACAUGCCCGGAAUAUGCUAAAGAGCUUCCUGCAUACAUAUAAUGUGUUGCUGUUUAAUAGUCUAGGGUUAGUGUGCUAGUGUUAUAUGGUUUGAAGAGUAGAAAUAGUUUCCAUAUAUAUAUAUAUAUAUGGGUUUAGGUUAGACAGUAAAGUCUCCACAUGUGGUUGAAAAACUAGAGUGCCAAUGGUGUUGUAUGUGAGUUUAGCUUUAAAUUAGGCGUUAUAUGAACCUUUUCUCCGGUUGUAGUUCAAUAUUUAUUUGGGAGUGGCUUGUGCGUGUAGCUAAA